Molecule: messenger RNA, 3048 nt
Organism: Hemicordylus capensis (graceful crag lizard)
Lineage: Eukaryota; Metazoa; Chordata; Lepidosauria; Squamata; Cordylidae
Product: major histocompatibility complex class I-related gene protein-like
Exons: 9
Coding region: 382-2745 (787 amino acids)
Biological process (GO): immune response
Cellular component (GO): external side of plasma membrane
Source: RefSeq, a predicted model, not a curated record
CCAAUUCCAGGAACUCACAGGCUGGGCGUGGUGGGGUUCCUCUUUCAAAACCUCUGGCAGAGGUCUGAUUUACAACUGCACGGAGUCAAGCUCGCUGCAGCUGUUGCAGCAGAGACGCCUUUGCUUCACCUCUGAAGGGUUCUCCAUCUCGCUUCCUCUGAGUUCUCCUUCAGUGGCACAGGCUGAACGUGCCAGGAAGGCUUUUUUAGAGGGUCACCCAGAACCAGAGCAAUCUACUGAGGGUAGAUCCCAGGAAAGCAUCGAGUCACCUCCGUCUCGCCACACAGGUGCGGAGCCUUCAAACGGGUGAUUCUUUAUGAGGUGAAGUCAGGAGGUUCCUCGGGCAGUAGAUUAUUUGAGAGGCACCAGCAGGGCAGCCGGAUGCCCCCUGCCACUAUCGGAGCAGCUGUCUGGGACCAAGCUGGCCUAUCCAAGGAGAGCUUCUCCUCCUCCUCACACGCCCUGGAAAGCUUGCAAGAAGCACGAGCUGAGAAGAGGAGGCUGGAGGCAACCUGUCUUCCUCGCCACUCUUCGCAUCACUCUCAAAGCUUGCAAGGCUCAGUUUUGAAAGGGGACUGCCGGCCCGCCCCACAGACAUGGGGUAGGGCAGCAUUUGGCACCUUUCCUCAGGUAGCGGCGCCACAGUGCCUUGGCCUGCCCCCACCUUCAGCGCCCCCCAGAAUGGAGAAACAAAGCAGCAGUGGGUCAGAAGAAGAAGAAGCUCCUGCCCCACAUUCUUCUGAGGCAAGUCAAGGAAGCAAAAGAGUGCAGCAGGAAAGUCCUUGGAUCUCUCGACUCUGCUCGGUUCAGAUAACAGGUCUUGCCUCGUGGUACCUCUUGCCCUUGGGAGCAGCUGCCCUUCUAGUGCUGGGAGGCCAGGGCUCCUUCGGGCUGCCGGUUUCCCAAACGGACCACCUCUCUCAAAUGGAAAAUGGGACAAGUCCACUUGUCAAUGCCUCCAAGGAAGGAGAAAGAUCAGCAGGCUCCUCCUCACACUCUCUCCGCCAUUUUUACACUGCAGUUUGGGAGCCUGGCCAGCGGCUGCCCUAUUUUACUGCGGUGGGAUACAUGGACGACCAACUCUUUGUUCAUUAUGACAGUGGCACAAGGGAGGCCCUGCCUCAAGUCCCCUGGAUUAAAAAGGUUGAGAAGGAGGAUGUACAUUACUGGGAAUGGAACACGGUGACUAUGCGGAAGUCUGAGCGACGGUUUAGUGGGGACCUGGAGACCCUGCAGAAACAUUACAACCAGAGCAGAGGGCUUUACACGUGGCAGCACAUGUAUGGUUGUGAACUGGGCAAGAAUGGCCAGAUAAGAGCCUAUUCUCAAUACAGCUACAGUGGGAGGGACUUCCUCAGCUUUGACAAGGAGACCCUCACCUGGACAGCAACUGAUGCCACAGCCCAGAUCUUCAAGAGGAAGUACGAUGACAACCUGGAGUAUUCCCAAUAUGUGAAGGAUUACCAAGAAGGGAUCUGCAUUAACCAGCUGAAGAAAUUCUUGGAGGAUGGAAAAAAGAGUCUUCUGAAGAGAGAACCCCCAACUGCGAAGGUGACCCGCAAGGAGGGUUAUGAUGGGCUGGAAAUCUUCACCUGCCGAGCCCAUGGCUUCUACCCCAAGGAGAUCGACAUCAACUGGAAGAAGGAUGGGGAGGUCUGGCUGCAGGACACGUUCCAUGGAGGGGUCUCCCCUAACUCCGAUGGGACCUACCACACCUGGCUCAGCAUUGAGAUUGACCCCAGAGAGAAGGACCAUUACCAGUGCCAUGUGGAACAUGAUGGCUUGCCAGAGCCCCUGGUCUUGACCUAUCGAGAGCCUGGUGGCUCCUCCCAUUCCAUGCACCAUUCUUACACGGCAGUGUGGGAGCCUGGCCAGGGACGGCCUCAUUUUAUGGCUGUACAGUACAUGGAUGACCAGCUCAUGGUCCGCUAUGACAACAUUACCAAGAAGGCCAUGCCUCAAGUCUCCUGGAUGGGGAAUGGCUCCUACUUGGCCAGGAGCACUAUGGUUAUGCAAACGGCUGAGCGGAGGCUGCGUGGGGACCUGGAGACUCUGAAGAAAUUGUACAACCAGAGCAGAGGGUUUUACACAUGGCAGCACAUGUGUCGUUGUGAGCUGAGCAAGAAGGGUCAGAUAAGAGCCUAUUCCCAGUACAGUUACAAUGGGAAGGACUUCCUCAACUUUGACAAGGAGAUGCUCACCUGGACAGCAACUGAUGCCACGGCCCAGAUCUUCAAGAGGCAGUACGACGCAAAUUUGGAUUAUUCCCAUCGUGUGAAGGCUUACCUAGAGGUGAUCUGCAUUUCCAGGCUGCAAAAAUUCUUGGAAGAUGGAAAGGAGACUCUGCUGAGGAAAGAACCCCCAACAGUGACACUGACACAGAAAACAGGUUACGGCGGACUAGAAGUCUUCACCUGCCAAGCCUACGGCUUCUACCCCAAGGAGAUCGACAUCAACUGGAAGAAGGAUGGGGAGGUCUGGCUGCAGGACACGUUCCAUGGAGGGGUUACUCCUAAUUCAGAUGGGACCUACCACACCUGGCUCAGCAUUGAGACUGACCCCAGAGAGAAGGACCACUACCAGUGCCAUGUGGAACAUGAUGGCUUGCCAGAGCCCCUGGUCUUGACCUAUAGGGAACCUGCCUCCAUGCCCAUUAUGAGGCACAUUGUGGGAAUCACCGUGGGAGUUGGUGUCAUCCUGAUUGGGGCUGCUGGGAUCUUCAUCUAUAUGAAGAUGGCUAUAUGAAGAGGAAGAGGAAGAGGAAGAAGAAAUGCUUUGAAGUGUGGAAAUGCGUAUUUCAUCACCCUUAUACUGUCUUAUUCAAAGUUUUGGAUUGGACCUGUCUCAGAAGGAGGUGAUGCAUUGAGUGGUUUUGAUUUUUGAACAGCAUACAAGGACGGAAUGUGCCUAACAAGACUCAGCCACCUUUGUAUAGCACUGAGGAUAAUUUUAUUUAUUUAUGUAUUUAUUGUUGAAUUUAUAUACCACCUUUCAUUAAAACAAUCCCAAGGCAGUGUUUUACAUCAAAACAUUUGCUGUUUUACUACA